This is a messenger RNA of Euleptes europaea (tarantolino), 1881 nucleotides long. RefSeq names its product GTP binding protein 2 (gene GTPBP2). Lineage: Eukaryota; Metazoa; Chordata; Lepidosauria; Squamata; Sphaerodactylidae. The transcript is spliced from 12 exons. Gene Ontology annotation, biological process: translational elongation. Gene Ontology annotation, molecular function: GTP binding; GTPase activity; translation elongation factor activity. The record is from RefSeq and is a predicted model, not a curated record. Bases 1 to 1818 code for a protein of 605 amino acids.
AUGGAUUCGCGGGUGUCCGAGCUCUUCGGGGGCUGCUGCCGGCCCGUGGGGGGCGGGAACGGCGGGGGCCUCCGAGGCCGCGGCGGCUCCGGGGGUGGGUCCGCCAAGGGGAGGAAGAAGAACGGGCGACACCGGGGAGGGAAGGCCAACAACCCCCCGUAUCUGCCGCCGGAGGCAGAAGAUGGGAACAUAGAAUACAAGCUGAAACUAGUUAAUCCUUCCCAGUACCGCUUUGAACAUUUAGUAACGCAGAUGAAGUGGCGUCUACAAGAAGGCCGUGGUGAGGCCGUGUACCAGAUCGGCGUAGAGGACAAUGGGCUUCUGGUGGGACUGUCGGAAGAGGAGAUGCGCGCCUCUCUCAAAACACUGCGGCGGAUGGCUGAGAAAGUGGGAGCUGAUAUCACUGUGCUUCGUGAAAGGGAGGUGGAUUACGACAGUGACAUUCCCAGGAAGAUAACGGAGGUUCUUGUCCGAAAGGUCCCAGACAACCAGCAGUUCUUAGAUUUGCGAGUAGCUGUGCUUGGGAAUGUGGAUUCAGGCAAGUCAACUCUACUAGGCGUCCUGACCCAGGGAGAGCUGGAUAAUGGACGAGGCAGAGCUCGUCUCAAUCUGUUCCGGCACCUGCAUGAGAUCCAGUCGGGGAGGACAUCCAGCAUCAGCUUUGAAAUUCUUGGCUUCAACAGCAAAGGAGAGGUAGUAAACUACAGCGACUCACGAACAGCUGAGGAGAUCUGUGAGAGCUCCUCCAAGAUGAUCACCUUCAUUGAUUUGGCUGGCCAUCACAAGUACUUGAAAACCACCAUAUUUGGGCUCACGAGUUACUGCCCAGACUUCGCCAUGCUGGUGGUUAGCGCCAAUACCGGAAUUGCAGGCACAACACGAGAGCAUCUAGGCUUGGCAAUGGCCCUCAAGGUCCCUUUCUUCAUAGUCAUUAGCAAAGUGGACUUGUGCUCAAAAGCCACCGUGGAACGGACUGUGAAGCAGCUGGAGCGGAUCCUGAAGCAGCCCGGUUGCAACAAGCUCCCCUUGCUGGUCACAUCCGACGAUGACGCUGUCACCGCAGCGCAGCAGUUUGCACAGUGUCCCAACAUUACUCCAAUCUUCACCUUAUCAAGUGUUUCUGGAGAGAACCUGGAUCUCUUGAAAGUUUUCCUCAACAUCCUUCCCCCUCUUACAAACAGCAAAGAGCAAGAGGAUCUAAUGCAGCAGCUUACUGAAUUUCAGGUGGAUGAAAUCUACACAGUGCCUGAGGUGGGCACUGUUGUUGGAGGAACUCUGUCAAGUGGAAUAUGUAGAGAGGGAGAGAACCUGGUGGUUGGUCCAACUGACGAUGGCAAGUUCCUCCAGCUGAAAGUGUGCAGUAUCCAGCGGAACCGUUCAGCAUGCCGUGUACUUCGGGCUGGGCAGGCCGCUACACUUGCUCUUGGACACUUUGAUCGCUCACUGCUGCGCAAAGGGAUGGUGAUGGUCAGCCCAGAGAUGAACCCCACCAUUUGCUCAGUGUUUGAAGCUGAAAUUGUUCUGCUCUUCCAUGCCACAACUUUCCGGAAGGGGUUCCAAGUAACGGUGCAUGUUGGCAAUGUGCGGCAAACAGCAAUUGUGGAAAAGAUCCAGGGAAAGGACAAGCUGCGGACAGGAGAAAAGGCUGUGGUUCAUUUCAGAUUCAUUAAACACCCUGAAUAUUUGAAGAUAGGAGCCAAGCUCCUGUUCCGUGAAGGAGUUACCAAAGGUAUUGGACAUGUCACACACAUCCAAGCGAUCACCACUGGAGAGAGUGGCCUAGAAGAAGGCCUAAGCUCUGUGCUGGUCAGUUUCUGACUUGCAUCGGAUCUCCGAGAUCUGCUGAUGACAGCACUAGAAGAAGGGAAGGAGCCUCCUCCC